CUGCGCUUCCCACAACCCUGGCAGGCGGGGUCUCCGCCCAGAGGAUUCCCGAGUCGGGUAGGACCUGGACGUCUCACUCCCGGGCCCCACUGCUGGAGCCCCACCUGCGUUCCGCCCCUUGAGCACCACGCAUGCCCAGACGGCGAUCACGCAUGCGCAGAAAGCUCCGCUCGGCCUGCUCGCGCCGCCAUGGAACGCAUCGAGGGCGCGGCCGUGGGCCCCUGCGCCAGCUCUAUCUAUUUGCGGCCGCUGAGGCUGCACUACCGUCAGAAUGGCACCCAGAAGUUCUGGGACUUCAUGAAGACGCAUGACAGUGUGGCCAUCCUCCUGUUCAACUCUUCACAGAGGAGCCUGGUGUUGGUGAGGCAGUUCCGGCCAGCUGUGUACGCAGGCGAAGUGGAGCGCUGCUUUCCAGGGUCUCUGGUGGCCGUGGCCCAGGAUGAUCCUCUGGAGCUGCUACCAGCCCUGCCUGGCUCUGCAGGGGUGACAGUAGAGCUGUGCGCCGGCCUCAUGGACCAGCCUGGGCUUUCCCUGGAACAGGUAGCCUGUAAGGAGGCCUGGGAGGAGUGCGGCUAUUGCCUGGCCCCCUCUGAUCUGCGGCGGGUGGCCACAUACAGGUCUGGAGUGGGAUUGACAAGCUCCAGCCAGACCAUGUUCUACGCGGAGGUAACAGAUGCCCAACGAGGUGGGCCAGGUGGGGGCCUGGCAGAGGAGGGUGAACUCAUCGAGGUUGUGCACCUGCCCCUGGAUGGCGCCCAGGCCUUUGUGGAUGACCCUGAUGUCCCCAAGACCCUUGGUGUCAUCUUUGGCAUCUCGUGGUUCCUCAGCCAAGUGGCCCCCAGCCUCGGUCUGUAGUGAGACUAGGACUCUGGGCUGGGCUCUGGACCAAGGCUGCUCCAGGCCUGGCUCUGCUCUGUGGACCAAUAAAGUUACAUAGCUUAGCUGACGGCACCGUGCUGAGCUCUGACCUGGGCAUCUUGGAAGGGGAAGGGCUGGUUAUUGGUGAGGGCCCCUCACUGCUCCAUGGUGGGCUUGCAGGGGGACAGUGGAUGGCUGAUGGGGUGGAGACAGGUUGGCCUGAGGCCACAGGAAGGGCUGCUUGGACAAGUCGGGAGGGAGGGGCAAUGCACAGCCCCAAGGCUUAGCUCCCUGGUAAGUGUGUCCAGGGUAAGCCUCAUCCAUGGGCAUGGAGCAAAAUCAUCCUGAGUCUGCUCAGCACAUACUUCCUGCUCCUGGCUAGGUGAGCAGUUCUGCCUCCCCCUGGGCCGGGGUCUAUGAGUGGAUUUCACUGGACCUUGGGGCACACACAGUGUCUGUAGGCCGUGCUCCCUCAUGCCACCAUGGCCACAGUGUCCUUGGCACAGGCAGCCUGGCCCAGAGCCCUAGCCCUGAUGCCCUGCUGGCCAUGAAUGCUAAUGUCCAGAGUGCCUGAGGUGCAGAGGGCAGCCAGCUGUUUCAGCCCUGGUUAUGGAUCAGGUAUAUGGAUCCAGCUUCCAGUCCAAGGGCCCUGAUGGGCGAUCCGAGUAGGUUUGGGUUGGUGGCUUCCAUAGGGGCAAGCCUGACCCUUUCUGAGGGUAGCUACCUGGUUGGCCCUUGCCUGGGUGGGACAUCCUGGGUCUGGAAAUGCUGCCCCCACUGGCAUGUGAGACAGGAUCAGGGGGCCAGUAGCUUGCUGCAUCAGGACUCCCUACUCUGAAGUUCUGGAGUCCCGGUGGUGGGCCAGGUUGGGGGGCAGCACUUGCCUGCCCUCCCACAGGAACUCUGUGUCAGAGCAUGAAAACUACCUGGCUCUGCCCUCAUGCUGGCCUGUGCAGGAGCCUGGGAACACUGGGAACAAUGCUACUGGCCUCUGGGUAACCUGGGCCAGGCAGGGGCACCCCACCCCGGGGCAGUACCACCUGAAUGCAGAUGCUGACCAUGACCUAGGCGGGGCCUGUGGCAGCGAGACCAGGUAGGGACACAGCUGUGGGGAGGGGCCCUUAGGCAGGUUGUGUAUCUAAGGGGCUUUGUGGGCUAGUAGAGGGUGUCCUGGCCAGCCCCAACUUCUCCCUGCCUGGAGCAACCUCAGCAGGACACACUCCCAGGACAGGGGCUACCCAACCUGCCUUGAUCCACCCAGGUCCGGCCUGAUGUCUACCUUGGAGAGGCUUCAAGGCAUUCUGGGAUGACCUGCAGGUGCUAUAUGCUGCUGUGGGGGAGCACUGAGAGGCAGUGGUGGGUGGGGGCAGGUAAGGACAGGACACCUGGGCUUGGUGCAGUCCAGCCCUCACUGGCUCCCCAGCCUGAUGGGCAGUCAGCAGGCACCACAGUGAGGCCUAAUGGAGCUGGCAUUGAUUUACCAGCAUGGGGGGGGCUGUAACAGGAAACCCCCCUCCCUGGCUGCUAUAUUUAGCUCUACAGGACACUGGCGGAAGCAUAGCUCACUCUUGAGCCCAGCCAGCUCUGUCCCAAUCUUGGCUGCCUAGUCCACAGGAGGGGCCUGUAAGUCUGUCCCCCUACCCCCAUUAGGCUGAGUGGCCUUCCUCUGCACCUCAUCUAGCACAAGCCAAACCAUUCAGCAUGUGAGGGGCCCCAGCAAGGAAUGGUCCUUUGUGGAAGAGGCAGGAUGCCCCAGUCCAGCAAAGGAGGGGACUGGGGAUCCCUACACUCUGACCCCAGCUAGGUGAAACAUGGAGCUGUACCCACUGCCAUCCUGGAAAGCCCCACAGGUCCAGCCGUCCCUGACCUGAGGUCAGGGGGGGGAAGGGUACUUGAGGGGCAGGUGGCACCAAGGACCAGGUCCUAUUCCCAAAGGAGCAGAGGGAGGUGGAAGGGUUGGUGCCUUGCCAGGCCAGCUUGCACAGCAGGAGUGUCCCUCACACAGGUGUGCAAGUUGUAUGUGGUAACAGCUCUGAGCAGGACCUGUGUCAACACCCAGCUGUGUGAACUGGCCAGGAGUAGAAAGCUAGGGGUUGGUGCAGGAGAGCUGGGGGCUGCCCUGGACUCCAUCCCACUCACACUGGAAUCCCCUCAGCCCUGCAACUCCAUACCCUUCCCACCUGCCCUAUGGCAAUGCCUGCCUCUGCCCACAACAGGGAUUGAGAUCAGAAUCACUGUGACACCCUGUGCAGCUCAGUGGCCUUCUGACUUCUUGUUGGUCCUAGCAGGAAGCCCAGUCUCCCCACAGGCCUUUCUUGACACUGCCCCACUCAGACUACCCAGCGGAUUGGGUAGGGUGGGGAUUUGGGCAGAGGCAGCAGUUUGAGGUGCUGGGAAUCUGACCCAACCCUUCAGGGCUUCCUCUGGCCCCAGGCCUGGUCCUUGGAUCUGGGAACUGGUGUGGGGCUUUCCCAGGGCAUUAGUUGCCUAUGCAAGGUGCCAGGCAGGUUCAAGAUUCAGAUUCUGACUGCCCUGACUACACUGAGCUCAGGGUGGGGCAGGUGAGAGGAGCCCAGCUACUGAGAGGAUGGCCCCGGAGCCCUCAGCCAGUACUGGGAUUUCCAACCCCUAAGGCAACACUGGCCCUGGAAGGGACCCUGCCUAGUGGAGGACAGGUGGACUGGAGACGAGCAGCUCUUGGUGUUGACCCUGCUGAGGAGCAGCGAGGUCACCUAGAGACUGCAAGGACGUGAUGGCUGAGCCUCGUAGGACAGAUGUGUACAUCUAGCUUUCAUCUGCGUUUUCCGCAUAUCGACCGCGGAGUCUGGACUUCUGACCUGGGCGUUCCUCGAGGGCACGGCGUGGCGAACCUCCUGCGUUAACCAAGAGGUGGGCACACGUCCCCACCAAAGAGCAUUUGUUGACUGACUGUUGGACCCACGCAUCUCGUGGAGGGGAGGGCUGGCGUCGGAGGACAGCAGCGCCCCCUUCAGCCCUUGUGGAAGCUGCAGGAGGUCGCGGAGCCGGAGGGUCGGGGGAGGUGGGGGUGUAGCUUGCAGCUGGGGAUCGAGCCCUGGCUUGCUCGGCAGGCGGAAUCUCCGUUGGGAUCAGGAGCGGCGCGGUGGCGACCUCAGCCCUUCCCCCUCUCAACUCCCCCGGGUCCUGACCCCAGCUGGGUCUCGGCCACGGAGAUAGCCUUUUGCCCCGGAGAGGACGAGGGCUAAGCUUCGCGCCUAGCCGCCCAGCGCUCAGGCCGCACC
Messenger RNA from Fukomys damarensis (Damara mole-rat), 4118 nucleotides. It is a transcript of the gene Nudt14, whose product is annotated as nudix hydrolase 14. NCBI's taxonomy places the organism in Eukaryota, Metazoa, Chordata, Mammalia, Rodentia, Bathyergidae. Gene Ontology annotation, molecular function: metal ion binding; UDP-sugar diphosphatase activity. The transcript is spliced from 5 exons. The coding region runs from base 190 to 855 and encodes 221 amino acids. The record is from RefSeq and is a predicted model, not a curated record. Gene Ontology annotation, biological process: ribose phosphate metabolic process; nucleoside phosphate metabolic process.